CUCUCUCUCUCCUCUCUUUCUCUCUCUAACAUCUAGUUAGCUCCAGAUUCUUCUGUUUCACCUCCGGCCACCAAUUUCCAGAGCCAAAGGGCAAGGAGUUAAAUAGGGGAUUGGAUGGCAAUUGUACCGUGUGGAAGUACAUGGGUGACUCGGUGGGGGGCUCAGCCUCAACUCGCAUUGAGACCCUCUGUUACCAAUAAAGUAUCGACAUCCCCGAAUUGUACAUCGAACAGGAUCAGACCACUGGCAUCACAAAGUUCCACCAUUUUCUCCAAAGAAUCCUUGAGUGCACUUUUCAGUUCACGGUCGUACAGCAAUCCAAGACAGAGAAGAGGAGCUCGGCUUGUUGUUAGAGCUGACAGAGAUUACUACUCUGUGCUUGGUGUAUCUAAAACUUCGAGCAAAGCAGAGAUCAAAAGUGCAUAUCGGAAGCUUGCAAGGAGUUACCACCCAGAUGUGAACAAAGAAGCUGGGGCAGAGGAUAAAUUCAAGGAGAUUAGCAAUGCUUACGAGGUUUUAUCAGAUGACGAGAAACGUUCGAUUUACGACAAGUAUGGUGAGGCAGGUCUUAAAGGCGCUGGCAUGGGCACAGGGGAUUUCAGCAACCCUUUCGAUCUAUUCGAGUCAUUAUUUGAAGGAAUGGGUGGAAUGGGUGGCAUGGGGGGCAUGGGGGGCAGAAGCUCUCGAAGCAGAGCUCAAGAAGGCGAAGACCAAGUCUAUAACCUAGUCCUAAACUUUAAAGAAGCAGUUUUCGGUGUCGAAAAAGAAAUCGAAAUCGCCCGUCUCGAGAGCUGUAAUACUUGCAAUGGAUCAGGGGCAAAACCGGGAACAAAGGCGUCAAAAUGCACUACAUGCGGCGGCCAAGGGCAAGUCGUCUCGUCAGCGCGGACCCCACUAGGCGUCUUCCAGCAGGUGAUGACGUGUUCAGCCUGUGGUGGGUCCGGAGAGAUAUCCACUCCCUGCACGACAUGUAGCGGCAGCGGGCGUGUCAGAAAGUCGAAACGGAUAAGCUUGAAAGUCCCGGCAGGUGUUGACGCGGGGAGCCGUUUGAGAGUUCGUUCUGAAGGGAAUGCGGGUACUAGGGGGGGGCCACCUGGGGACCUUUUUGUAAUUAUAGAUGUUUUGGGGGACCCCGUUUUGAAAAGGGACGACACGAAUAUACUCUACACUUGUAAGGUUUCGUACAUUGAUGCGAUACUGGGUACUACGGUGAAGGUGCCCACGGUGGAUGGAACUGUUGACUUGAAGAUUCCUUCGGGUACACAACCGGGGACCACUUUGGUGAUGGCGAAAAAGGGGGUCCCGCUUUUAAAUAAGAAUAAUAUGAGGGGCGAUCAGCUGGUUAAAGUGCAGGUCGAGAUCCCGAAACGGUUGAGUGGUGAAGAGAAGAAGCUUAUCGAGGAACUCGCUGACCUAAACAAGGCUAAGGCUCCCAACAGUAAGAGAUGAUGAUAGCUGUGGGGAUUAUUUGCAGGCCUCGAAACUUUUUGAGGAUUAAUUUUGGUGAUUUGUUGGAACAUUUAUACAUAUAAUUGAGAAAUAAUAUUAUAGGGAGAUACCUUUUGUAUGGGAAGUGAAUUAUCUAGAUGUAUCUUUAAUUUUUUUUCCCUAUUUUUGACCGUUGUUUAUCGUAGUAAGUAUCGUGUAAGAACAAGUGUCGAAACUGCCAGCUGUUGCUGAUUGAUUCAUUGUCAUCGUCGGGGUGACGUCGCACUUUCGUUUUA
Molecule: messenger RNA, 1724 nt
Organism: Erythranthe guttata (spotted monkey flower)
Lineage: Eukaryota; Viridiplantae; Streptophyta; Magnoliopsida; Lamiales; Phrymaceae
Product: chaperone protein dnaJ A7A, chloroplastic
Biological process (GO): response to heat; protein refolding
Cellular component (GO): chloroplast thylakoid membrane; cytoplasm
Molecular function (GO): heat shock protein binding; ATP binding
Source: RefSeq, a predicted model, not a curated record